Messenger RNA from Heteronotia binoei (common prickly gecko), 672 nucleotides. RefSeq names its product mitochondrial ribosomal protein S21 (gene MRPS21). Gene Ontology annotation, cellular component: ribosome. Bases 249 to 512 code for a protein of 87 amino acids. Gene Ontology annotation, molecular function: structural constituent of ribosome. Gene Ontology annotation, biological process: translation. The record is from RefSeq and is a predicted model, not a curated record. NCBI's taxonomy places the organism in Eukaryota, Metazoa, Chordata, Lepidosauria, Squamata, Gekkonidae. The transcript is spliced from 3 exons.
CCCAGCGCGGCUGGCCUGCUUCAAGGGCGAUGCGAGAACUGGCCCGGGCCCGUUGCCAUGGAGACCGGGACUAGGCCGCAAGCCUGGCGCCGGGAAGGGGAGGGACGGGAAAGGGCUUCUGCUUCCGGGGCUGUCACGGCGGCGGCGGCGUCACCUGCUCAGGAGAAGGGGGUCUCCAGCUGCCGGGCUCUCCGCGGGCCGGACACCGACGACCUCAGCUCCGUGGCGUACGAACCAGCGCAGCCAACAUGGCGAACCACAUCAAAUUUAUCGCUCGGACAGUGAUGGUUCCUGAGGGGAACGUGGAUGCCGCUUACCGGGUGCUCAACAGAAUCUUGACUAUGGAUGGGGUCAUCGCCGAAGCCCAGCGACGCCGGUUUUACGAGAAGCCGUGCCGUAGGAGGCAGCGGAUAGCCUACGAAACGUGCAAGAGGAUUUAUAACACCGAAAUGGCCCGGAAGAUCAACUUCCUCAUGCGGAAGAAUCGCCCAGACCCUUGGCUUGGUUGCUAGGCUGGAAGAGGAUCCUGCGUGGAACGAAGUGAGAGUUUUGUGAACAGAACUGACUGAGGGGAAUUGGGCCCUGCCUGGUUCUGGAUGUUCUUGUUUGGAUCAGGACAGUUGCAGGCACAAAUAAAACACAAAUAAAACGUAAAGCUUCUUUAAUCAAAAA